Messenger RNA from Mirounga angustirostris (Northern elephant seal), 1268 nucleotides. It is a transcript of the gene AICDA, whose product is annotated as activation induced cytidine deaminase. NCBI's taxonomy places the organism in Eukaryota, Metazoa, Chordata, Mammalia, Carnivora, Phocidae. The transcript is spliced from 5 exons. Gene Ontology annotation, cellular component: nucleus; cytoplasm; P-body. The record is from RefSeq and is a predicted model, not a curated record. Gene Ontology annotation, biological process: DNA cytosine deamination; cytidine to uridine editing; negative regulation of single stranded viral RNA replication via double stranded DNA intermediate. Gene Ontology annotation, molecular function: cytidine deaminase activity; RNA binding; zinc ion binding. The coding region runs from base 1 to 597 and encodes 198 amino acids.
AUGGACAGCCUCCUGAUGAAGCAGAGGAAGUUUCUUUACCAUUUCAAGAAUGUCCGCUGGGCUAAGGGUCGCCAUGAGACCUACUUGUGCUACGUGGUGAAGCGGCGGGAUAGCGCCACCUCCUUUUCACUGGACUUUGGUCACCUUCGAAACAAGUCGGGCUGCCACGUGGAGUUGCUCUUCCUCCGCUACAUCUCCGACUGGGACCUGGACCCUGGCCGGUGCUACCGCGUCACCUGGUUCACCUCCUGGAGCCCCUGCUACGACUGUGCCCGGCACGUGGCCGACUUUCUGAGAGGGUACCCCAACCUCAGUCUGAGGAUCUUCACCGCGCGCCUCUACUUCUGCGAGGACCGCAAGGCUGAGCCCGAGGGGCUGCGGCGGCUGCACCGCGCGGGGGUCCAGAUCGCCAUCAUGACCUUCAAAGAUUAUUUUUAUUGCUGGAAUACUUUUGUGGAAAAUCGUGAAAAAACUUUCAAAGCCUGGGAGGGAUUGCACGAAAAUUCCGUUCGACUAUCCAGACAGCUUCGACGCAUUCUUUUGCCCCUGUAUGAGGUUGAUGACUUACGAGAUGCAUUUCGUACUUUGGGACUUUGAUAUCAACCUCCAAGAAUGUCACUUAAAAUUAACCACCUCUGAAGACAGUGGGUAAAAGGACAAUCUUUCAAGAAUUCCGUUUUUCUUCAACUCUCAUUUUCUUAAGAGUUUAGAGAGAAAAUAUUCAUUACAGGACUUUGUAAAAAAAAACCGUCUUGAAAGUACAGAAGGAACACAGGCCCACCAGGGAAAUGCUGCAACUGGUGCAGCUUUUAAUGCAACAGCGCCCCCUACUGGGAAAUGACAGAAUUGCAGGGCCUGGGAGCACCUAAAGUGUCGUGUUCUAUGACUGAGGGAGGAAACAAAAGGUAAAUCUGUAAAAGCAUGGUGAGAAGAUCAAAUGUUUUUAUAAUAUGUAUCCUUUAUUAUGUGAUUCAUACGGAGUUUUCAAUGAUAUUAGUGAUAUUUUUUUCUACUCUUUUCCUUUGGGGUUCCCUUUCAAGUGAACAAACUUGUACCAGUCCAUGAUCUAUACAGAACCUCCUAAUGAAAGGAUCUGGGUAAUUGUAACCCCAAAACAUCUUCCCAAGGCAUUAAUAUCUAAGCAUGCACUGUAUGUUUUCAUUGUCUGAGGUAUGUUUUUAUGUUUGUACAUAAGACAAUUUUUUUCUUGGUAUGAAAUAUGCAUGAUCACCUUCAAGCUAUUUUAUAAUAAAGGAUCUUAAAAUGAA